Molecule: messenger RNA, 1205 nt
Organism: Ostrea edulis (European flat oyster)
Lineage: Eukaryota; Metazoa; Mollusca; Bivalvia; Ostreida; Ostreidae
Exons: 5
Coding region: 121-1110 (329 amino acids)
Source: RefSeq, a predicted model, not a curated record
UUUACGAUCUUUGGAAGAAACUUUGUCCUCACAUCAAAAUCAGCACUCCAAAAUAUGACGUUUGCUUCAUAUGUGACUCAUCAAAAGAAGGUGGAAGAUACAUGAUCAGAAGAGGACAAAAUGGAAGCUACAAGUGCAUACCUACUUCAUGUUGAGGAAGCAAGGCGAGAAAGAGAGGUAUACAAGAUGUGUGUUGAGGCAUCAAAGGAAGAACUAGUAGGGUAUGUCCAUCCACUUGGGCCAAUUCCACAACAAUCUUCCAGUUUAAAGAAAAUUUUUGAUUUUGCCCAGUCGCUUAUUCUACCCCACCAUGCAAGGCAAAUUGGACAGCUAUACUUUACAACCCCAAGGAAAAUCCACCUCUUUGGUGUAAGGCUUGAUGGACUAUCCAUGCAACUGAACUACAUUAUGGAGGAAGAUGAAACAAUUGGUACAGAUGGUUCCUUAGCUUAUGGACCAAAUUCAGUUAUUUCGAUGGUGCACCACGCUCUUCAGACACAUGGACUGGGUGAAAUUGAUUGCUGCCUUCAUGCAGACAGCUGUGGAGGCCAAAACAAGAACAGAUUUGUCCUAGGAUAUUUUUGUUGGAGAGUCCUGGUAGGCUUGCACAGGAACAUCAGCUUCAUACUUCAAAUACCUGGUCACACAAGAUGCCUGGAGGAUGCUGGUUUUGGCCAGAUAAAGAAGCUCUACAGAAGAACGGACUGCAACACAAAAGGUGAUAUUGCUAGAGUCAUAGAGCUGUCAUCUAAGUCCAACAAAGCUGUGUGCUUCUCAGAUGAUGCUUGGGUCUGGAGGAAUUGGAAGGAAUAUUUAUCUGUACGAUUUAAAGCAAUCAAGGGAAUCCAACAGUAUCAACAGUUUAGAUUUAGUGCUGAAGCUCCAGGACAUGUAUUUGUGAAACGGCGUGCUGACUCGGAAGAAACCAAAGUCCUUCUUUUGAUGAAUGGGGCACCAGCUUCAUCAGUGAAUGAUUUACUAGCCCAGCUAAUUCCUGGUGGUCUUACAGAGGAGAGACAAAGAUAUCUUUAUCGCUUUGUCAGACAUCUUGUCAGACCAUCUGCACAAGACCAGACCUGUCCUGCUCCAGGACACUAUAUGCAAAAAUAAAUUGACGUCAAACGUGUUCAUACGUUGUUGUGUUUGAUGACCUAUAAAAUUUUAACAGCACUCAACAUUACAAUUUAGCAUUAAAAAAAUAAUUU